AUGGGUCGGAAGUUGGAUCCCACCAACAAGGUGAAGAGAGGGCCGGGGAAAAAAUCCAGGAAGCAGCAAGGAGCAGAGACUGAGUUGGCCAAGUUUAUAACUGAUGAGGAAACUGAAUCAAAACGUCUGUCGAGGAGAGGCAGGCAAAGAGCUGCAAAAAGAGUCCAGAAUCUGAAAAAGCCGAAAGGCGCUGCUGAGGAAAAGCCCAAGAAAGGAUUCACUGAUGAGAACAGCAAAUGGUUGAAACCAGCGAAGAGGAAGCGCAAACUUGAAGAAGCUGAAAGUAAGGAUGACAGUGAUGAACACUGGGAGGAAGAGGAAGACGAGGAGGAGGAGGAAGAGCAGCAGCAGCCACAGAAGGGAGGAAAAGUCCAAGGAAAGAAGGGUGCCAAAGUAGAAAUGAAAGAAGUGGAAGAGGACGACGAUGAUGAGGAAGACGACGAAAAUGAUGAUGACGACGAUGAAAUGGUUGAUGACUAUGGUGCACUUGAUGAAGAGAGUAGUGAGAAAGCAGCGGAAGAAGAAAGUGAUGAAGAGGAACUUCUUCCCAUUGAGCGUGCAGCCAAGAAGGAGAAGAAGCUGAAGGAAACCAUGGGUCUAGAAAGUGAUGAAGAUGACGACGAUGAUGAGGAAGAUGACAAAGAUGAAGACGAUGAUGAUGAGGAACAGAAAUCAGAUGCUGACAUGGAUGAGGAAGACACAGUACAAGCAAACAUAGAUGAGAUGGAUACGUUUAGGCUACCUGGUGCGGAGGAAGCUGAGAAGGAAGGUGUUCUGCCUCUGGACCUGAAGACAAUCUAUCAGAGAAUAAAAGACAACAUUGAUGUCCUUUGUAAUUUCUCAACAAAAAGAGAGGAGGGGAAAGAGAGAGCAGAGUACAUCUCUCUUCUGAAGAAGGAUCUCUGUACUUAUUACAGCUACAACAUUUUCCUCAUCGAGAAAUUAAUGGACAUCUUCCCUCUCUCAGAGCUGGUUGAUUUCCUCGAGGCCAAUGAAAUUCACAGACCUGUCACUAUUCGGACGAACACACUGAAAACAAGGAGGAGGGAUCUUGCACAGGCCCUGAUCAACAGAGGAGUGAACCUUGAUCCGCUGGGGAAAUGGUCUAAAGUGGGUUUGGUCAUCUAUGACUCCUCAGUACCUGUAGGUGCAACCCCAGAGUAUCUCUCUGGUCAGUACAUGCUGCAAGGAGCCUCCAGUUUUCUUCCUGUCAUGGCGCUCUCUCCACAGGAGGGAGAGUUGGUGUUAGAUAUGAGCUCAGCUCCAGGAGGCAAGACCACCUAUAUUGCUCAGCUGAUGAGAAACACGGGGAUGAUCGUGGCCAAUGACGCCAACGCUGACAGGUUGAAGAGUGUGGUGGGCAACAUCCACCGUCUGGGGGUCACCAACACUGUUGUUUGUAACUACGAUGGAAGGCAGUUCCCAAAGGUGAUGGGUGGGUUCGAUAGAGUGCUGCUCGAUGCUCCAUGCUCAGGAACUGGAGUCAUCGCUAAAGAUCCAGCUGUGAAGACCAGUAAGGACGAGGCCGACAUCCAGCGCUCCGCUCACUUACAGAAAGAACUGAUUCUAUCUGCCAUCGACUCUGUGAAUGCUGAGUCCCCUACGGGAGGAUAUCUGGUCUACUGCACAUGUUCAAUAAUGGUGGAGGAGAAUGAAUGGGUGGUGGACUACGCUUUGAAGAAAAGGAACGUCAAAUUAGUUCCCACUGGACUUGACUUUGGCAAAGAAGGCUUCACCAGAUUCAGAGAACGUAGAUUCCAUCCAACUCUGCGACUGUCUCGCCGAUUUUACCCUCAUUCCCACAAUAUGGAUGGGUUUUUUGUGGCCAAGCUGAAGAAAUUCUCCAAUGUAAUUCCUACUGCACCCACAGGAAAAGAGGAAGAAAGCGCAGAUGCUCCCGAGGCGACGGCUGUUCCAGACUCUCCUGAAGAGAAACCAUCCAAAAGUGACAAGGCUAAGAAGAGUGUCCCCGGCUUCAAGGGGAAAACCCAAGCCAAUGGAACAGCAAACAUCAAGCCAAAAGGCAAAAAGGACUCACCUACUGGACCAAAAAAGGCAAAGGUGGCCAAGAUGGACGGAGAGACUGUGAAAGUGAAGACAGCUGAUGAAAUGAAAGCAUCAAAGGCUGACAAAAAGGACAAGAGCAGAUUUGAGAAGAAGCAGGGCAAAAAGAGAACAACACCCAUGAAAGCAAAGAAGAGGAUCGGAAAGAAUAAAUUCAAAAAGUUGAAGCACAUGUUGGAAAAACAAGAAAAAGAAUGAGGUGUGUACAGUGUGACAAAUUGUACGACAUAAUGUAAGAGCUUUGUAGAGCUUCUUCACAAACCCAGAUCAGCUAACAAGUGAGCAGCUGUACUGUGUGUCAGUCGGAUAUGGUUGUAAUAACUGUGUACAAAUGAAUCAGACUGGUCAAAGAUGUUCUCACUUAAGUUGGGUCCCCUGUUUUUUAUUUGUAUUACUGAAUAUUCAUUAUGUUUGUCUGUUGAUUUAAUUGAAGUGUGGGACAAUUUCCAUUAAUCUGUGAAACAUAAUAAAUCUUUUAAGAUGUCUUGUCA
Epinephelus lanceolatus (giant grouper) is the source of this 2555-nucleotide messenger RNA. It is a transcript of the gene nop2, whose product is annotated as NOP2 nucleolar protein homolog (yeast). The record is from RefSeq and is a predicted model, not a curated record. Gene Ontology annotation, molecular function: rRNA (cytosine-C5-)-methyltransferase activity; RNA binding. Gene Ontology annotation, biological process: maturation of LSU-rRNA; rRNA base methylation. NCBI's taxonomy places the organism in Eukaryota, Metazoa, Chordata, Actinopteri, Perciformes, Serranidae. Gene Ontology annotation, cellular component: nucleolus.